Lingula anatina is the source of this 3014-nucleotide messenger RNA. Its product is annotated as tRNA (guanine(27)-N(2))-dimethyltransferase. The record is from RefSeq and is a predicted model, not a curated record. NCBI's taxonomy places the organism in Eukaryota, Metazoa, Brachiopoda, Lingulata, Lingulida, Lingulidae.
CAUUCGGACCAUUGAACCUUCGGACUAUCGCUACGGCCCCAAAAUUUUGCUUCUCUUGCCUUUAAAUUGGGCAGUGUAAUUUUUUUUUUUUUUUUUUGAAUAUAAGUAUAUUGAGCCUGCUGACUUUAUGAUUCAUUAAAAUCUAGGACCAAUAGACAAAAACUAAUAGUGUUUGCAUAUGAGUCCUAGCUAAAAUCUAUUGGUCUAAAUUAUUUACGAAUUCUUCAUUAUUAUCUAAGUACAUUAUUACUUUCAAGCGGGUGAUUUAAUUAUUUAUAUAAGGACAAAACUAAAUACAAAUUUUGGUCAAAAUGAUUAUUUGUUCUUUUAUGACACCGGCCCCAGGAGCCUAAAUCCAAGUCGUCUGGUGUCACUUGUGGAAAGAUGAGUAAUUUCAGGUCAAAAUAUUUCAUUAUACGAAAAAAAAAAGAAAGAAGAUAAAAUAGCAUGUAUUUUCAAUGUUUUAACACUGCCACUAAAAUGCUCUUCAAAUACCAAGUUGCAUUAGGGGUUCCUGUUUAUGUUUUUUUCAAUAAGAAAAUCAACAGUUUGCAAAUUUCCAAGGAACCGCUCAAUUAAUCCAUUUUAACUAAUACGCUGUUAAACUGACCUACAUUGGCACGGGAUUCGUGGCUUGAGAUGACACGCCUGCGUACUCCAGCCUUUGUUAAAUGCAACGGCUUAACAGCGCGGCGGGCAUUUGUCUCAGUGUUAGAUAUAUUAGUGGAUUCGUGCUAACUUUUCAGUGUUUUGAAACUUGUUGCUAGCUGGACAACAAACUAUAAGACUGCACGAUGGAGGAAGAAGACCCUGGAAAGAACCAUAUUUCCAUUGUACGUUCCGUGGACGAGCUGAAAAAGAAGAUACCUGUUGGGUCUAAAAUACCUUGCCCCCUCUGCCCCACCAAAAAGUUCAAACCUACCUAUACCAACAGGGUGAAGAGACAUCUGAACAGCCACAUAGCAACGGGCGUGGCUUAUGAUGGUUACAUUUCUUUGGUGUGUCAUUUGGUCUGCCCCCCGCCCUCGUCCCCCGUACACGGCCACUACCACUGUCCCAAGUGCGGAAGGAAGCUGGCCAGAAAAAUAGGCUUCAUUAAUCACCUGGUACUAAAGCACGGCAGAGGGGGAAGAAACAGCCCCGUGGCAACGCCAUCUCUAGAUGAUAAUUCUACAGUGCCUUCGACAACGGGUAACAGGGGGUCGCCCCCAGCAGCAUCUGUAGAGUCAACGUCUACGACAACCAGAGAGACAUCGCCAACUGCUGACACGGGACCAGCGCCAGCGACCUCUACAACACCGCAAGAAGCACCCGUCAGAGGGCCGCCUGAAACAUCCGCCACAGGGACGCCAGUGGCGCCGGAAAUAACGCCAGCAGAGCCAACGCCAAAAAGCCACUGAUAACACUGGCGGUUGAAAAAGAAGAAGACUAAAUUCAUCGCUUUGCAUUGCAUGGAAUUGGAUAUACGUUAUUUUGUUGAAAUUUAUCUGACGAGCAUUUUUGAAUCGCCAGGCAGUUGCGCAAUAACAUGAGCUUUUAUAAGACACAAAAUUGGGGCUGAGGAGCGAUUAAAAAGAAAAACGCUUUUUUUGUGCAAAUAAACCGCGCGUCAGAAUAUUUGUAAAAGAAAGCCGCUCGCCUCUUUUGGUGUGCACACGUAUUUACACUUUUAUACUUAAUUUCAUCAACAUGCGUUUCUACACCAUUUUGGUACAUGUAAGCCUGUAGACUCUGUGAAUAUUUGAAAAUUUGCUUUAAUUUUUUAUUUUAUUUAUUUACAUAUUUUGCUCAUGGUGCUCUGUCCAAAUAUUGCACCCAGUUUUCUGUGAAAAGAAAUUGAUAUACGGUCUACCUUCGAUACAAACGUACGCCUACCGUACAUAGACGUGCCUGUCUUUGAUGCUAGUGAAAGUAUUGUUAGUGUUGAAACCAAGGCAAAAUGUUAUAAAGAAGUUAACUGUAAAUCAUAAAGAACAGUGGACACUUGCUUACCGGUGUAACGUGAUAGAGAGUCCCCCAUGACAGAAAGUUCGCUUCCCAUUCAUUUGUACAGGUAAACCUCGCCCUGACCCCCUUAGGUCAGGCUAACCCUAACCAUUAUAACUAAAUGGAGGGUGGACUUUCUGUUACACGAACCUUCAGUUUCAUUACACCGUCCAUGAGGCGCAUCCAUUUUUGUCGUUAAAAUCUCUUUUUAUUGUACUUCCACUUUACAUUGUAGUGCUCGCGUGCUAGCCGACUAUCACACGCGGACUAGUCUUAACAAUGAACACCAAAAAUAGAUCUUAAGACACAACUGGGGCUAGUUGUCAGCAAGAACACACCUGUAUACAUCAAGAUUGUGACCUCAAUAGAAGCCCUUGUCAGGACAACCAGGAAACGCCAAUUAUAAUGACGUGGCAAACGGCUAUUGGCCAUAAGCGGUAUCGUGCUGGACAUCGUAAUAUCAUUUUACCACUACUUUUAAGAGAUGGUACCAAUGUCCAUACACCGCACCCUGUACCUACAAGUUACCAUCCCCUCGAACUAAUUUUGUUAAUUUGUAUCCCAGACUUGUGAAUUUUGUAUGUGUAUAAAUGUUACUUCUCACUGAAGCUUUUUGAGAAAGGUUAGCUGUAAAUUGCUUAUUAUUAUUUAGUUGACUAAAAAAGUAACAUGUGAAAUAAAUUGAAAAUAUAUCAAACGUAAUAUGGUGUUUUAUGUGAAAAUAUUGUUUAUGUUUGUAUACUUGUAGUGUACCACUUACAAAUCAUACGUCAUAGAUGUCUAAGUCAAUUUUGCCACUAAGCAAUGGGCGCCCGUAUCACACGUUGCAAAAGUCAUAUUUUAAAUGUUGCUAUUUUGGUUUGAAUCAACAUAUUAUGUAUAUUGCAUGUAUAUUAUGUAGUUUUGUUAUAAUAAAUUUUAUUAUGUGACCAUUUUCAAGAGUAUUUAAAUGAUAUCGUGGGCUGAAAAAAAAUACAGAGUAAAGGACAUCUCGGGCCACUUCCGACAGAGAAACGAGUUCGUACACG